Messenger RNA from Lagenorhynchus albirostris (white-beaked dolphin), 4094 nucleotides. Its product is annotated as zinc finger protein 570. Gene Ontology annotation, biological process: regulation of transcription by RNA polymerase II. The record is from RefSeq and is a predicted model, not a curated record. The transcript has 5 exons. Gene Ontology annotation, molecular function: RNA polymerase II cis-regulatory region sequence-specific DNA binding; DNA-binding transcription factor activity, RNA polymerase II-specific. Gene Ontology annotation, cellular component: PcG protein complex; transcription regulator complex. NCBI's taxonomy places the organism in Eukaryota, Metazoa, Chordata, Mammalia, Artiodactyla, Delphinidae. The coding region runs from base 135 to 1745 and encodes 536 amino acids.
AGUGGGUUGAGGAGCGGCCUGUGGGUCACCCUGACGUCGGUCCCCGGGCCUUCUGUGUGACUCUUCGUGUGAGACGGGGUUGAGAUCUUACGGACACUGCCAUUUCCUAAGAGAAGAGUCAAGGGGAGGAAAGAAUGGCUGUUGGACUUCUUAAAGCCAUGUACCAGGAGUUGGUGACCUUCAGAGAUGUGGCUGUAGACUUCUCCCAAGAGGAGUGGGAUUGUCUGAAUUCUUCUCAGAGGCAUCUGUACAGUAAUGUGAUGUUGGAGAACUACAGGAUCUUGGUAUCACUGGGACUUUGCUUUUCUAAACCAAGUGUGAUAUUAUUGUUGGAACAAGGGAAGGAGCCCUGGAUGGUAAAGAGAGAGCUGACAAAAGACUUGUGCUCAGACUGGGAAUCUGUGUGUGAGACUGAAGAGUUAACCCCAAAGCAGGACAUUUAUCAAGUGCGAUCAUCUCAGAAAGUAAUAGAAACACUUACAAGCUGUGGCCUUGAGUACUCCAGAUUGAAAGAAGAAUGGAAAUGUGAGGGCCACUUUGAGAGGCAACCAGUGAAUCAGAAGGCAUGUUUCAAGGAAAAGACAAUCACUCACGAAGAAGCCCCUGUUGAUGAAAGAGGACAAGAAUAUAACAAAACUUGGGGAAGUUUCCAUCCCAGCACACUACUUCAUACACAACAGAUAAUCCCCAAAGAGGAGAAAGUACAUAAACAUAACACACAUAAAAGCUUUAAAAAAAGAUUAAUGGCUAUUAAGCCCAAGAGUAUCUAUACAGAGAAGAAACUUUUGAAAUGUAAUGACUGUGGAAAAGUCUUCAGUCAGAGCUCAUCCCUUACUCUUCAUCAAAGAAUUCAUACUGGAGAGAAACCCUAUCAAUGUAUAGAAUGUGGGAAAGCCUUCAGCCAGAGAUCAAAUCUUGUUCAACAUCAGAGGAUUCAUACUGGAGAGAAACCCUAUGAAUGUAAGGAAUGUAGGAAAGCCUUCAGUCAGAAUGCACACCUAGUUCAACAUCUGAGAGUUCAUACUGGAGAAAAACCUUAUGAAUGCAAAGUGUGUAGGAAAGCCUUCAGCCAGUUUGCUUACCUUGCUCAACAUCAGAGAGUUCAUACUGGAGAGAAACCCUAUGAAUGUAUUGAAUGUGGGAAAGCAUUUAGCAAUAGAUCAUCUAUUGCCCAACACCAGAGAGUUCAUACUGGUGAGAAACCUUAUGAAUGUAAUGUCUGUGGGAAAGCGUUUAGCCUUCGUGCAUACCUUACUGUCCAUCAGAGAAUACAUACUGGAGAGAGACCCUAUGAAUGUAAGGAAUGUGGGAAGGCUUUCAGCCAGAAUUCACACCUUGCUCAACAUCAGAGAAUUCAUACUGGAGAAAAACCUUAUAAGUGUCAGCAAUGUAGGAAAGCAUUCAGCCAGAUUGCCUACCUUGCUCAACAUCAGAGAGUUCAUACUGGAGAGAAACCCUAUGAAUGUAUUAAAUGUGGGAAGGCUUUUAGCAAUGAUUCAUCCCUUACUCAACAUCAGAGAGUUCAUACUGGAGAGAAGCCUUACGAAUGUAAUGUUUGUGGAAAGGCUUUUAGUUACUGUGGGUCCCUUGCCCAACAUCAGAGAAUCCAUACUGGAGAGAGACCCUAUGAAUGUAAGGAAUGCAAGAAAACCUUCAGACAGCAUGCACACCUUGCUCAUCAUCAGAGAAUCCAUUUUGGGGAGUCACUGUCACCACCCAAUCCAGUCAAUCACCAAGUCCUGUAGACUAUCUCAAAAAUACUUCUGGAAUUUAUACUCUUUUCUCCAUCUCUAAUGUUGUCAUCCUUGUCUAAGAUUCAUCUCACCUGGAUCACUCUAUAGCUUUCUAACAGGUCUUCCUGUAUCAACAUUUGGUCCCCUUAAAUUCAUUUUCCACCAUGCACCCAAACUGAUCUUUUUCAAGUGUAAGAAUACACACAUCACUGCCUCCAGUUAAAAGUUUUUUUGGCUUGCUGUUGUUCUUAAGCUAGCAUCCACAGUCUUUAAAACUGUCUAUGAGGAGCUUCAUUAUCUGGUUCUUAGAUACCUUUCAGCCUUAUUUUAUUCCAGUCUCUCUGGGCACUAGGCACUUCCCAGGUCUAAGAGCUUAGAUUCUGGAAAAUCAUAGCUCUACCACUACUGUAGCAUUGUGUGAUUUUGAGUAACUUGCUUGACUUAUCUAAACCUCAGGGUUUUCUUUAAUUCUUAAAAUAGGGAUAAUAAAGGAUACUGUAUUGUAAAAAUGUGAGUAUUAAAUGAAAUAGUGUCUAUUGUAGAUUGGUGCAUAUUAAGUAAAAAAUUUGCAUGCAGAGUACUUAACAUAGUACAUCAAAUAUAGCAGAUAUUCAAUUUAAUAAUAAUAGCUAACAUGCAUUGAGUGCCUACUUUGCACCAGGCACUGUUCUACAUACUCAACAUAUAUUAACUCAUUUAAUCCUUACAGCUAAAACAAGAUUCCUUAGUGGAUAAAGCAGAACAUCAUGGGAAGCAGCAGGUCAGAACUGGGGAAACCUAAAAACUUUAGAAUAUAUGUGGGAGUGUUUGUAUGCUAGGUGAGUAAUUGAUAUAGACAAAAGUAGUAGAACUAUAACACAACCAGUUUUAGGAGAUUUCUAAAGAAACAAUUGGAUAUACUAAUUAAAUAAAAUGAAGAUUCACUGAGAAAAAUGCAGAACUUAGAUCAAGAAAAGAACAGAGAGUAUUGCAAUUAACUCCAAAAACCCAAUAAACAGAAAUUUAUACUGUAGCAUAAAAAGACAUCAAUCCCAGGUAAUUGAAUGGGUGAAUCUAGGUGAUUUCAAAAGCAUUUAAACUGUUUCAUCCCAUAGAAAAAGUAUAUAAAUUUUUAUCAAGUGAUUAUAAAAUUGAAACCAAAAGGGGACUGAGGAAAGAAAACUACAGUCAAAUGUAGUUUGACUACAUUUAUAUAUAUACACACAUGCAUAUAUAUACUUUCAUUCAGUGAAUUUUGAGUAUUGUUUGCCACACACUGAUUUAGACAUGAGGAGAUAACAUGAUCAAUACAAAGACCAUGUCCUCAUGGAGUUAAAACAAUAGAUUUUCUAGGCCCAGAAAACUGAAGAACAAUAAAAUAAAUUGAAGGGUAUUAUAUAGCCUAGGCUGAAGAGACUCAAUAACAAAAGUUAUCAGUUACUCCUAAUUUACAACUUCACUGCAGUUCCAAGCAAAAUUCCUCAAUGGGCCUUUUUGCCCUUUAAUUUCACAGCUUUGUUUUGAAAUUCAUCUAUGAAGUGUGAAUUCUAAAGAACAAGAAAAUUAUCGAAUCUAAUCUAUUUGUAGAAAUUUUGCAUAUGAUAAAGUUGGUUUAUACCUGUAGAGAAAGGAUGGAUUUGGGAGUAGUAAAAUAAUUGACAAUGUAUAUCAUGGCAGUAAGGGAAAAAAAUAAAAUGAACUAUUUCAAAAUCAUCACAUUAAAAAAAGCAUCACAGUACCUAUUACUGGGAAGAUGUGGAGCAAUAGGAAUAUUCAUACAGUGCAGUUGAAAAUAGUUUUUUAAAAAGAAUAAUGUAUCACUAUCUAGUAAAGUUGAAGAUGUGGAUACUCUUUGACCCAGCAAUUCCACACUUAAACCUCUACAGAGCCUCUCCUUAUGUGUUCAGGGAGAUGUACAUGAAGACCCACUUCAGUGUUGUUUGUGAAAAUGAAAAGUUUAGGGUAAGCAAAACAAUCAUUAGGGUUUAAAUAAGAAUUGAAAUUAAUGAACUAGAGAUACUUUUAUCAAUAUGGAUACAUCUCAGAAACUAUUGAAAUCGAACUAGAGAGUAUUUUGUGUGAUAUGGUUCCACUUAUUUAUAUAAAGUUUGAAAACAUGCAAAUCAACACUAUGUAUAUUUUUCAUGGCUAAAUACCAUAUGGAAAUAGUGUAAUAACAUUUAUGGAAAUAAUCAUCAAAUUGUGAUGACCUCUGGGGAGGGAGAAAAAUGAGAUUGAGGAAAGGAUGCAAAGGGAGGUAUCUUUUAAUCAUUAAUUUCUUUAAAAAAUAACUGGCCAGUUCUAAAUUGAUGGUUGUGGGUUUUUAUUCUCUGUAUCUUUCUAUAUGUUUAAACUAUUUCAUAAUUAAAAAAAUUUAAGUAA